Messenger RNA from Pseudo-nitzschia multistriata, 1275 nucleotides. The record is from the annotation of a GenBank genome assembly. Lineage: Eukaryota; Bacillariophyta; Bacillariophyceae; Bacillariales; Bacillariaceae.
GCAUUGACAUCGUGCAGUAUUUUUCGAACAAACACGCCGAGAUGGAGAUCGCAUCAGGUUUUGUCCAAAGUAAUUUGGGGCGGAGCUCCAUCUCCUUGUUCGUAACAAGAGGAGCGCCUGCCGCACAGGUAUACCACAAGCCAGAACCGGCACCAUGCACAAAACAACAGCCCCAAGCGACAAGAUCGAGGUUGUAGCCUCUUGCAAGCUAGGUCGGUAGCAAGCUACAAAGGGUUUGCUGUGUGUUUCCACUCUCCUGCACAUGACAACGACGAUGCCGACAGCGGCGACGGCAGCGGCAACACGGUUCCGGUGUUGCGAGUGCCGUCGCGUGCCGCUUACGAAAUCACGCAACACCCCGACUCCGCCAUGUUUUUGGAGCGGUAGGAUCGCCGGUAUCCUUCCAGGUACAGCAGCUGCUUCUCGUUGAUGGCCCCGCGCCGGUGUCGCCGGAUCAAAGUGACGGCGUCGACCGGAUCCAUGUUGGCAAACUCGAUGAGGGCAAUCGCCACCAUGACGGGAGCCCGUCCCAGGCCGGCGACGCAGUGGACGGCGAUGCAGGGCCGGGUGCGCUCGUGGUGCUCCGCGGCGCCGUCGUAGAAUGCCUUAUCGACGACCUUGAGCCAAGAGUCGAUGACCUCUUCCGGCGGGGAGUGGCCGUCGGGGUAUUCCAUGUUGUGGGUCGCAAUCCCGGCAUUCUGGAGCUCUCCCGUUUGGUAGGUUGGCUCGCAGACCCGGACCAGGUCCGUGACCGAGUGCUUGCGCAUUUCCCGGAUGUAGAGAUGGAGGUUUCCCUGGCGGGGAGCAUCCAUAAUGAGGAACCGGAGCGCAGGUUCCACCUCGAGGAGAGUCGGCUUGGUUCCGAGGAUGCCGUUCCCUCCGUUCAUGGAUCGUUCGUUGCCGAUCAUGAUUCGUUUGCUGCUGUUGGUUCGGAUGCUUUUUUGGCUACAGGUACUGGAAGACGAUGAUCGUUCGAUUCCUACCCUGUUCGUCAUGGGCGCCUUGUUGUCUUCUAAAGCGUUGUUAGUUUGGAUUGAGACAAUUCAACAGAGGGAACGAGGGGAUUGUUCGAUAGACAAUGUCGUCGUUGCCUUACGUACAAAAUCGGUUAGUCUUUUCCGUUUUCUGCCCCAAAAUCGAACGUGCCGUGCUGAUCCUUUGUUCAGUCCUCGUAAAGGACGUGCCCGUUGCGUUCUACCCGGGCUUGCUCUUGCUGCAAGGAUUCAAUUGCAACAGUUGGGUCAGUUGCUGCCCGAUCCCAGACACUUUGAUUGU